AUGGCGGCAGAGAAGGGACAUAGACAAGUGGUGAAGCUACUUUUGAGGAAAGGAGCCGACGCAUCUCUGUUGGACCAUGAUGGUAACAACAUCUUUCACUUGGCCUGUCGUGGUGGACAUGUUAGGACGGUGCAGCUGGUGUUGUCUCUGAUCGUGGCGGACGUCAACAGUAGAGGAUGGUGGAGCAGGACACUGAUGAUGUUGGCAGCUUGGUAUAAACACAGAGAUGUGGUGGAGCUCCUUGUGAGGGGAAGGGUCGAUGUGUCACUUGUGGACGAUGGCGGUAACAGUCUUCUUUACUUCGCCUGUCGGGGAUGA
Molecule: messenger RNA, 318 nt
Organism: Haliotis rubra (blacklip abalone)
Lineage: Eukaryota; Metazoa; Mollusca; Gastropoda; Lepetellida; Haliotidae
Product: receptor-interacting serine/threonine-protein kinase 4-like
Exons: 1
Coding region: 1-318 (105 amino acids)
Molecular function (GO): protein binding
Source: RefSeq, a predicted model, not a curated record